AUGGCUACUGCGGCUGUCUUGGAAACUGGGGGAGUUGUUCAGGCGAAGGACUCCGGCCUUUUCACCUCACAUUGCGUCCAUUUGGAAGCGGGACCCUCGCAAUUUACCGUUCGCGCCCUGAAAAUGCAUGGCAGCACGAUGCUUAUUGUGAAUCCCAAGGAAUCGGAGGUCUUCGAGGAGCUGGCGGUGGCCAUGCCUUCCCGUAAUCCCGCCAGCAGCGAGGCCAUAUCCUCCACCAUCCUGGGCGGACAUGGGCAGACCGAUUCCUCCGUACUGGCAGCCAAAUUGAGUAAACGCUACCGCCGGCAGUUCUAUGUGAGUCUGAACCUGAAGUUGGACCGAUUGGUGGGCCCCAUAUUCGAGAAGUCGCUAGUCACCUACAUGCAGGACCAUCUGGAGCACUUCGCCUGAGGCCCGCCGAUGACACGGCGCCGCGUGGGGGUCACCAUCUAUUUCGGGGACCGGCGGCUACCCCACGGACACAGCUCCCCGAACUCGCACUCCGCUAUCUGGGAUCUCCGAUCUCCGAUUCACGAUCUCCGCUCAGACGUCAUGUGGCGGCCGAGUGAGCGCGAACUUUAAACGUGUAUCGCCUAAACGA
Molecule: messenger RNA, 601 nt
Organism: Drosophila takahashii
Lineage: Eukaryota; Metazoa; Arthropoda; Insecta; Diptera; Drosophilidae
Biological process (GO): proteasome assembly
Source: RefSeq, a predicted model, not a curated record